AGAGGCACCUGCAUCAUGUCUUUAGGCCACCAAUACGUGUCCUUCGGCAUUCCCGUCGGAUAUGUCUCUAUCACGCAACUGCGGGGAAAAUCUCAUAAAUAGAGCUCAAGCUUCCCACUAUAAGCAGCUAAUCACCAGCCCUCACAAUGUCAGCAGCGUACUUCUUACCCCGAUCGCUUUCUCGCGCUUUUACAGCUACUCAGCGUCGACCAUGUCUCCGAAAAGGCUUCAAUCGCGCUCUCGCGACGUCUUCAAAACCACUCCAAGCGUCUGUCGCAGCAGGUGUCCGCGUCGACCAUGCUGAAUCGAACGAUAACCGCACCGUGGCCGCCAUGGGCCGCACAACCUCCGGCAAAGCCCUCAAGGUCCGCAAGUACCCCUCCUUCACCAGCCUCGAAGACGAGCGCCUCUACCGCAAACAGCACCUCGCAGCUGCAUACCGCGUUUUUGCCUCACGAGGCUUCGACGAAGGCGUUGCCGGCCACAUCAGCGUGCGCGACCCUAUCCUCACCGACCACUUCUGGCUAAACCCGCUGUCCACGCACUUCUCGCUAAUCCGCGUCUCCGACUUGAUACUAGUGAACGAGGCGGGCGAGGUGGUAGAGGGAGAUCAGCCCAUCAACGCGGCGGCGUUUGCGAUUCAUAGUGCAAUACACAAGAGGAGGAGCAAUGUGCAUGCGGCAUGUCAUGCGCAUUCGGUGCAUGGCAAGGCAUUUAGUGCAUUUGGGAGGGAACUAGAUAUGAUUACGCAGGACAGCAUUCGCUUUUACAAAAGCCAUGGCGUGUAUAAGCAGUUCGGUGGGGUCGUACUUGCGAGUGAGGAGGGAGAAAGAAUAGCAGAUGCUCUGGGCGACGGCAAAGCAGCUAUUCUCCAAAACCACGGGAUCCUAACCGUAGGCCAGUCCGUCGAUGAAGCCGCUUUUUGGUUCCUCUCCCUCGACAAGACAUGUCAAGCACAGCUCCUAGUCGAUGCAGCAUCCGCAGGAAGCGGCCACAAGCCAAAAAUCAUACCGGACGUUGAGGCGGCGGAGACGUAUAAUCAGGUAGGGACGCCCGAGAAGGGCUGGCUGGCUUUCCAGAGCUAUUAUGAUGAGGUACUGGCCAAGACUGGUGGCGAUUUCUUGAGAUGAAGCGAACUUGAAAACGCCAAUAUCAUGCGUGACAACGAUGUAGGUGCCAUACUAGAACACGGCUCGCCCCUCCAAUGUCUUUGGUGUUGGCAUUCAGCCUGCGUAUCUUAGAAGCGUAACAAUCUUCUUCUUAGUUUGCC
Cucurbitaria berberidis CBS 394.84 is the source of this 1270-nucleotide messenger RNA. Its product is annotated as arad-like aldolase/epimerase. Gene Ontology annotation, molecular function: actin filament binding. NCBI's taxonomy places the organism in Eukaryota, Fungi, Ascomycota, Dothideomycetes, Pleosporales, Cucurbitariaceae. The record is from RefSeq and is a predicted model, not a curated record. Bases 147 to 1130 code for a protein of 327 amino acids. The transcript is spliced from 2 exons. Gene Ontology annotation, cellular component: cytoskeleton.